Molecule: messenger RNA, 1335 nt
Organism: Mesorhabditis spiculigera
Lineage: Eukaryota; Metazoa; Nematoda; Chromadorea; Rhabditida; Rhabditidae
Source: the annotation of a GenBank genome assembly
AUGAUGCUCCCGACCCGCAAGCUUUUGCUGUUCUUGAUCUUUACGGCGAAUACCGCCGGAACCGACUACGGGGAGGCAUUUCAACGAUACACGGAAAGCUGGUGGACUGUGGCACAGCCCGGUUUCGAAGGGCUGGAAAAGAUGCGGGCCCUAGCCGGACGUGCCGACACCCUUCUCACCCUCGCGGGCCCCGUGGGCGCAGUGAUCGCCGCCGGUGCAAAAGUGAUAUUCCCGCCGACGUCUCCGGAAGCCCGCGCCAUCGAACAGCUCAAAACGCAGAUCUUCGAGCAGAAUCAGGCGAUUCGCCACGCCCUGCUAGCCGGGUUUGCGGCAACACAUAAAGCGAUGGUGUCACUCAGCUGGGACGAGAGAGUCCGAACCCCGGUGACCAAGCUCGAGGAGGCAUUCAACGAUGUACUCCUAGACCCGGCGACGAUGCAUCUACACACAGACGACUAUAAAAACCGCUGCAAGGACAAUACACCGCUAAGUGUGCUGAAAACAAUAUACGAUCUGGUCGUCCGUCCCUGCGCAAUUCCCACAGAGGCCGAUGUGCUGCUAUCAAUUAGCGCAAGGAAAACCCUUCGGCGAAUCGAGUCGACACUGCCUAGUCCAGCGCCACACACCGCGGCCAAGUACGCAGACGCCAAGAAAGAUUUCAUCGUCCGCAUCACACAAACACAGGAUUCUCGGGCAUAUGCGAAGCUGGAAAAACUCACCAAAGCACAGCCUGACACCUUCGAAAAGCUGAUCGAGCUGAUGAAGGGUGAAUAUGAUGAUCUGAUGCAGCCAGCAUGCAUCCUCUCUGCGGUCUAUGAAGAAGCCGACGGAUCAAGGGUCGCUCUGGAUAUGGAACUCCUACAAAUCGAGCAAACGAUAAAAUCGUUGAUAUUGUAUGGAGGUGCCUGCCUCAACAUCACCGAGGACGGCAAUCCGUUCCGCAUUGAGGCAAAGCGAAAAGAACUGGCUUCCAUCAUAACAGAAAUUACUCGCCAUGCGGCUGACUGGGCGGAAAAAACGGAGGAGACCGCGUGGCCACUUGGCCAGCAUGAGCGGGCAAAAAAUCAGCUGUGGUCACUGAUACCAGCCACUGCCGAAGCAGCUGCAGCUGUUGUGCAACAAGCUUUUGAAACAUCGGGACUGAAACAAUACGAGUACCAAACUGUGGCACACCCGGGUUCUUUGAAGCCUGGCGCUCAAUAUGUCACCCAGGGAUCGAACCGCACCUACUACUGUGUAAAGGACACUGCCGGAUGGACGGUUCAUAUCUACCGUUUUAAUUACUCGGACCGAGGACAAAGAAGAGGAUCUGGCAAACGCUUUAAGACUGUCGCU